Molecule: messenger RNA, 1580 nt
Organism: Gigantopelta aegis
Lineage: Eukaryota; Metazoa; Mollusca; Gastropoda; Neomphalida; Peltospiridae
Exons: 3
Coding region: 149-961 (270 amino acids)
Biological process (GO): signal transduction
Source: RefSeq, a predicted model, not a curated record
GAACGUAGGCUUCGUAUAUAGUGUUGGUUUCACAAGUACAGGUAGGCCUGUUGCAUAAAUGCGAUCACAGAUGCUUUUAAACGAACUAUCAUGAGUUUCCAACUAUUGUAACAUAUUUCCAAAAACAUUUCGGAAUACAUUAAAAGCCAUGUCUGAUCUUACAACUGAUGCUUUACCGUCUUUGACGGAAGAUGAACGAUCUGGUUUUCCAGAACUACCACAGCGGCUUGGGGUUGGUGACAACACAGUGGCAACCGACUCUUCCAGACGUAAAGCACACUGGCUAGCUUCUCGUGAAUCCAGCGUAGAUCCUGAACUAGAAGCAGAUCCAAGUAGUGUGGACCCUGUUCUUCAAGGGCAACGUCAGGACGAGUCUAUGGCAAGACAACUUCCCAUUCAGGAAAGCACAAACACUGCAGCUGCAGCAUCUAAGAGAAAUAAAUAUGAUGUUGCCAUUUUGUGUCACUACCAGUGCCAUGAAGAGGCUAGGACUCUUCGAGACCACCUGAAGACACUGGACCUAUCUGGUGGUCCACACCACUCACUGUUGAAUGUGACACUAGCAUACGACUGUGCAGAUGCUGCAGUUACUGAAAUUGAAAACCUGAAUGAUCUGAUACUGAACAUUCCUUGUAUUCUGUUACUGAUUGAGAAAACGUUUUUCACUGAUAGUCAGUGUAUGUUUGAAGCUAAUGUUUCACAGUCCUCCUCUCUCAUCCAUAAUAAUCGGAUAGAUAAAUAUGUCAAGAAGGAGUUUGUCAUUCCUAUCUUUAUGAAGCCAAAGGAAGAAAUAAAUGGCAUAACACCAUCAAUUUCAGCAAUGACGGGAAUCAAAUACCACAGAGGCUGGGAUGACACAAAGGAAAUCUUCAAAAGAAAUAUUGAAACCUGUUUGAGUAAGGAAAAAGAUGGAUGUAGAGUACAAGAAAUUUCGGAAUAUUUUAAAAAAUUGGAAAUAUAAAUUCAUUAAUAUACCGCUACAUGUAGUAAGAAGCAAGAAUUCUGAGAGUACUAAUAAAGCAAUACACGUCCCAUAUUGGGCCCCACAAAUUGUUGUAUCUUCUACAUUAGGAAAAAUGUAGCAGGUUUCCUCUGAUGACUACGAGUCAAACUUGCCAAAUUAAAGCCAAUGAUUAAUUAAUCAAUGUGCUUCAGUGGCGUCAUAAAACAAACACAUUCAUUUGUUGUGCAAGGGUCAUAACUCUGCCAAAAAUUGGUACUAGUACUCUCGAAAUCUUUGCCAGCCAAAUCUAUUAAAAAUUGUCUAGUUGGGUUUAAAUAUGGAAAAUACCACUUUGGAGAAGAUAAAGUUUUUAUCUGAAGUUAGGCCCAGGGCUUAAAUUAAGAAGUUGAAAAAAUUUAUACUAUAAUAAAGACAAAAGAUGCAAGUUAGGAAGGAGAACAUUAUUGUCGUUCCAUGACAACUUUAGUCACAUGCAAAACAUGUUUUGAUAUCAGAGGAAGGAAGGAAAUAUUUUAUUUAAAGGAAGGGACAAUUAAGGCAUUUGGCCUGGUAUGCAUAUUCAACGAUUUAUAAUGCACAUUAUUGCUUAAUAUCAACAAGUAUAAUCGUAUAGUUA